Molecule: messenger RNA, 776 nt
Organism: Oppia nitens
Lineage: Eukaryota; Metazoa; Arthropoda; Arachnida; Sarcoptiformes; Oppiidae
Product: probable serine/threonine-protein kinase DDB_G0283065
Exons: 2
Coding region: 108-776 (222 amino acids)
Source: RefSeq, a predicted model, not a curated record
AGUAUUAAAAGUGUUAUGAAUUAAUCAAAUCAUAUGUUUGUUUGAAUUAUUUGACAACACAUGCGGUGUUUGGGAUAACAAUAACAACAACAACAACACGACAAUUGAUGGCCAGUAGUAAACAGCGAAAGACAAGGACAGCAGCAGCGGCGGUACCGACAAUAGUGGACAACAAUAGUAACAGCGAUCACCAUAUAAUUGAUGCCCAAAUCAAUGAACAGUUCAAUACAUUACAGCUGAUCAUCGAUGAUGACGAUAAUGAUGGACACAAUGUCAUCAUCAACAACAACAAUAACACUACAGCCGUCAGCGGUGGACACAAUCGGCCGCAACAACGACAACAACAUCAGCAGCAAACAAAUGUAGCAAUCAAUAGCAUAUCAUCGGGUGUGGUAUCGAUGGUCAACAACAAUACCACUGCCGGCGCCGUCAUCGACACUGAACUUCCCAAUCAAAUCAGUUACGGCUUUCUCGACGAAUCCCUUGACAAUACUGACUCGUCUUCGGUAAACUAUACCGAACUGGACAGCAGUAAUGAAAAAUUGUUUUCAAUUAUAUUUUUGAAUGAUUUGACAACACAUGCGGUGUUCGGGACAAGAAUAACAACAACACGACAAUUGAUGGCCAGUAGUAAUCACCGGAAGACAAGGACAGCAGCAGCGGCGGUACCGACAAUAGUGGACAACAAUAGUAACAGCGAUCACCAUAUAAUUGAUGCCCAAAUCAAUGAACAGUUCAAUACAUUACAGCUAAUUAUUAGAGUACAGUAUUAUUAA